Hermetia illucens (black soldier fly) is the source of this 6015-nucleotide messenger RNA. It is a transcript of the gene alpha-Man-IIb, whose product is annotated as alpha-mannosidase 2. Gene Ontology annotation, molecular function: carbohydrate binding; alpha-mannosidase activity. The transcript has 11 exons. Lineage: Eukaryota; Metazoa; Arthropoda; Insecta; Diptera; Stratiomyidae. The record is from RefSeq and is a predicted model, not a curated record. Gene Ontology annotation, biological process: protein deglycosylation; N-glycan processing; mannose metabolic process. The coding region runs from base 1231 to 4662 and encodes 1143 amino acids. Gene Ontology annotation, cellular component: Golgi membrane.
CUGAGAAACAGAGAAGGCCGCGUCGCCGCUGGUUGACUAUUUGACGUUCUGCCGCGGUCCGUUCCAGUCGUGCCUCUUCAGUUCUUUGUAAUUUCGGUCUUUCCUGGCGGUGAUAGUGCAGGAAACGAACUUAAAAUAGGAAAUUCUAGUUGUUUCGUUUCAAGUUUUAAUUCGCAAUCUACGGUGCGUGCCGCGAGCAGCUUGGUCGUGCUUAAAUUAAAUUAAGGCCGGGGUUAGUGGCUGGGCGCUUGCUCGAACCAGCGACGAAAUCUUUUGUUUACUUUCUUGCACAGCUUCGGCUUCAGAGAAUCAAUCGAGACCCCGUGCGCCUUCUGAGCGGCCUUGCGGAACUGCCUCCGAGCCGGUUUGGGAUUACACAGGUUGCGUUGAACUUCUUAUUGUGGACGACACGGCUAGGGUUCCUCUGCUUGCUCUCGAUAGCAACCGCGAUCCGAACUCGUCCUCUUGUGCGUGCCGCCGCGCUGCGGUUGUCUCGUCCUUUUGCGGUCGUUCCUCCGGGUCUUGUGCCUGAAGUUGUGAUUGGGUUUCUUGUCGCGAAGUGAAUUACCGCUGUGCCGCCGUGAGGACGAUUUGAAUGAGUGGAAUUGUGUGGUUUGCCCAGUUUGGUGUGAUUUCAAUUGGGACAUUGUCGAGCGCGGCAGGGAAGACGAGCCGAAUCGAGGCAGCCCCCAGUGCAUGUGAGGAUUAAAUUGGUGUCUCCCCAGAAACCUGUGUGCCAGCACCAGCCGAGGACUUGCAGAAAUAAUAUCGGCAGACAUAAAACUACCAUCUAAAUAGGAUGCUGCACUUGAUUCCGUUGCAACAGGAAGCUUGACUAAGCCGUUGAAUUAAUGAAUUGAGCAAUCAUCGAACGGCGGACCCUUUUUCAAAUUGCAUAUGCAAAAUUAAAAUGUGUUAAUACCAAAACACGAUUUUCAUUUCGUGACCUAUAAAAUUGCAAUCACUGGUCCGCUGCUUCAUUAGCAGGUUCGUUCUGCCAAAUUCUUGAGGAGUAUCUCCUACAGAUGCAAUGAUACCUUUCAAAAACUUGGCAAAUCUCCAAUAUAGUGCCCACAUAAAUUAAGGUCUACACGUGCCACGCGGAGCCGCUAUUAUUUGUAAUCAUAUUUAUGCUGAAGGCAACGAGGAGGACUGCAAUAGCGACAGUAAAACUUAAAAAAUUGUCAAUGCAUUAGUGCAACAGGGGACCUAGUUCUGAAAAUAUCUAAAAUGACUGUGAAAUUAUUUCGACGGGGUUCGGCGCGAUGCAUAGGGCUUCUGUCGGCGUUUAUUACAAUUCUUUUGUGUCUGUACUAUAUAUCAUUAGGCCAACCUGCGCUACCGCCUAAAAUUGCCCACGUACUAAGACAAAGCAACGAUUUGAAGAAUGCACCCGGUGACGCUAGAAACGCUCAACAUGAUUCAUCUUCAAGUAAUUUUAAAGAAACUGAAUCGGCUGCGGUCAGACAGAGUGCACCUGGUCCUGUUGCUGGCUGGGAAACAUGUAGUCCGUUGAGCGUACGGAAUACGAAUAUAACAACUGCAGAUGAAUAUGCAAAUUUUGAUUUUCAGCCUGAAUGGAUGCGCACCAAAGAAUAUUGGGAUAAACUCUUCGAAACACGUUAUGAGCAGCAGAAGAAAGAUCCAAAAAGACUCCCUCUCAAGGUUAUCAUCGUUCCACAUUCUCACAACGAUCCAGGAUGGCUUAAGACAUUCAUGAGUUACUUUCAAUCGGACUCUAGGCAAAUUCUGAACCUGAUAGUAACUAAGCUGCAAGAAUACAAAGACAUGACUUUCAUAUGGUCCGAGAUAAGCUUCUUACAAUUAUGGUGGGAUCAGGCCCACCCUACUAAGCAAAGAGCUCUGAAGCAUCUGAUACAGUCUGGACGUGUUGAAAUUACAACUGGCGGUUGGGUGAUGACUGACGAAGCGAAUGUACACCUGUUCCCCAUGUUAGAUCAACUUAUUGAAGGUCACCAAUGGGUAAAAACAAACUUAAAUGUGACCCCAGAAGUGGGGUGGUCUAUAGAUCCGUUUGGUCAUGGAAGCACAGUACCGUACUUGUUAUCGGGCAGCGAUUUUGAAGGGGCGAUAAUACAACGAAUUCAUUAUGCAUGGAAGCAAUGGUUCGCUCGUCAUCAAAGCGGCGAUUUCCUAUGGACUCCAUACUGGCAGUCAGUGCCGCCAGCAACAGGCAACAAAGCCCAUCCAUAUAGUUUGUUAACGCAUAACAUGCCGUUCGAUAUCUAUUCAAUCAAGCAUUCGUGUGGUCCCCAUCCUGUGAUUUGUUUGAAUUUUGAUUUCCGUAAAAUCCCCGGAGAAUACACCGAAUAUUCAAUAAAAGCACAGUUCAUAACGGAUGAGAAUGUAGCAGAGAAGGCUAAAUUACUAUUAGAACAAUACUCAAGAACUGCAUCAUUGUUUCCUCAUAACGUUGCGUUAAUCCCAAUAGGCGACGAUUUUCGAUAUAACAAAGAAAGAGAAGUCGACCAGCAAUACUUGAACUACAAGAAAUUAAUAGACCACAUAAAUGCGAAUAAAGAGACUUACAAGACGGAAAUUUCCUUUGGAACCCCUAAAGACUACUUUCGCGAAAUUAAAAAACGUUCUUCGCAAUUUCCAACAUUGAAAGGCGACUUUUUUGUCUAUUCCGACAUUUUCUCGGAAGGACGACCUGCUUACUGGUCUGGAUAUUUUACAACUCGCCCAUUCUAUAAGAUCCUAAGUGGUGAACUGGAGCAUAAUCUUCGCGCAGCAGAAAUUUUAUUUACAAUUGCUUUCAACUAUGCCCGACAAUCUAAAAACCACAAUUCUUUGAAAGUUUUCGAGAAGAAUUACGAGAAAAUGAUUCUGGCACGGAGAAAUCUUGGCUUGUUCCAACAUCAUGAUGCCAUAACAGGGACAUCGAAAGCUGCUGUCAUGCGUGACUAUGGAAUGCGAUUAUUUGAGAGCAUCCAAGAUGUGGUAAAAAUGCAGGAGUCGACUAUUGAAUUACUAAUACAGAAUGAAAACGAGGGAGAUUAUAAGCACGGUUUUGUUCUAAGUGAAUUGGAACGCGACAAUUAUAUUAAACUGCCAAGAAAGACGCCAGUCACUUUAGAGGACAAGAAGGACUCUUUUUUCGUUGUGUAUAAUCCACUCGGCCAAGAAGUAGUUGAAGUGCUAACGAUCAAUUCACCUGUUCCUGGAGUUCAAGUGUUUGAUGACAAAGGGGUGGAAGUCCCCAUUCAAAUCGUCCCUAUAUGGAACAUAACCGACGCUUAUGAAAAUCAACAAGUGUUGUUCAAUGAACGAAUUUCUGUAUCUCCGAGACAAUUUGAAAUAUUGUUUGUAUAUAAGCUGCCUCCUCUGUCACUAGUACUCUUCAAGGUUCAGCAAUCCGAAAAUUAUAAAGACAAACUAUCCACCAUCUACUGUAAUGAGUGCAACGGAAAAAAUCCGAGCGUAUUUGAUAUCAAAGCGAAGCAGCCAGGAGACAUCCAACUUGAAAACUCGAAAAUGCGACUUCUGUUUGACGAAAAGACGGGUUUUUUGAAAACGAUCACAAAGAAGAACGUUGGUAAGGCGAUACAAUGUGCUAUUAAAUUUGCAGCGUACAAAAGUGCCCAAUUCCACUCCGGUGCGUACCUAUUCAAAACAGACCCGGAGCAACAUGAUGCCGAAAAGGAUGUCUUGGAACAAUAUGAAGACAUUCGAAUUUUGAUCUCAUCCGGACCAAUAGCUAGUGACGUUACCGUGCUAUAUAAUCCGUUUUUAGCUCACACCGUUCGGAUUUUCAACACGCAUACUUACUUAGAUGACGCAAUUUACAUAGAAAAUGAUAUAGACUUCGAGCCGCCACCGAAAAACCGUGAAACAGAGUUGUUUAUGCGUUUUGUGACGCAAAUUGAAAAUGGCGACACUCCUGAAUUCUACUCGGAUCAGAAUGGUUUCCAGUAUAUCAAAAGAGUUAAAGUACCAGCUAUCGGCGUGGAAGGCAAUUACUUUCCCAUAACUCAAGCAGCGUUUAUGCAAGAUUCGAAGUUACGACUAACGCUAUUGACAACGCACGCACAAGGUGCAGCUAGCCUGGAACCUGGACAACUAGAAGUCAUGCUUGAUAGACGGACUCUAUACGAUGAUUAUCGAGGACUGGGAGAAGGAAUAGUUGACAGUCAUCUAACGCGUCAUAAAUUCUGGAUCACAUUGGAGUCCAUCCUGUCCACUCCUGCGAAAAAUAAGUAUGAAGUUCCUAGCUUUUUAUCGAACCGAUUGGCGAACAGUCUCCGAUAUCCUGCCAAUAUCUACUUUAUUGAGAAUUCAGAAGAUAGUCCCCCGGCAAAUUUAAAUUCACUUGUCCACCUGUUGAAACACCCACUACCUUGUGAUACACAUCUGGUAAAUUUCCGAACACUUACUGAGGAACAACUGCCGCUGUUCCCUUCCCGAGCUGCACUCCUGAUUUUGCAUCGACAAGGUUCGGAUUGCAAUGUGGGCCUGGGGAGUGUAUUGUGUGAGGAGUCGAAAGGAUUGUCGGACAACCUCUUCAAUAGAUUGCAAAUAGAACGCAUCACCGAAACCUCUCUCACUGGUCUUAGAUCAAAGCACGUUGUACAUAAUUUUGCGAAAACAAGCUUUGAGAUGAUGGAAAUUAAAACAUUUAAUGUAACUCUAAGAUUUUAAACUGUAAAAUAAAUUUUUAGGAGAACCGUGUGUGUUCUUGUUGAAAGUCAUAGCCCGAAGGAGCCUAGUGAUUGGCAUUAUUAUGGUUAUUUUCUUGAAAAUGAUUGUACCUUAAUUUAUGCUAUUUAAUUUAUUCUGAAAGUGAAAACCCGGAUUUAGAGAUUUAGAAAUUCACAUUCCGCAGAGAUCAGGCGUUCCGUUCCAACUCUCUACAUAUUGUUUGAAGCAGCUAACAUUCGGUAGCUGCACUAUUAGUUUUCCAGAUCGAAGUUCAAAUAGAUAUUACUCCCAUGUUUCUUGGUGUUCUGUAAGGCUAAGCUGUAGUGAAUAUCGACGAUGAACGAAUCAUUUUAGAGUUAGGCGAAUAGUUUAAAGUAUUUCGAGUUUGUAUUAGUGAAAGAGAGACUUUAGUAUUUGACGGAAAAUAAACUACGAUUUAUUGUGUCUGUUUUUUACACACAUUUUGGGGACGACUACAAAGUUCAACACGAUAUUCGCCAUGGCUUUCUCCACUUUAUGAAAACUGUCUACAAUUCUCUUUCAUACUUUUUGUACAAAUUCCAAAGAUAUGUAAAACCUUUGAUUAAGAAUUAACUAUACGAUUUCCGAAGAUUUGUUAUUUACAUAUGUAAUAUUUAUGAAACAACUGGAAACAUACAAAAGGUGAUGAUAAUUAUUAUGAUCUUGAAAAAAAUGGCACCUAAAUAGGAAUAAUAUUAUUUUUAUAAAUAGACUGAGUAGUAGCUGUUAUAAUUCUUAGUGAAAUUUAAGAUUCAUGAGAGUGAAGAAGGGAGAGCUAAUCGACGAGCCUAUCACCUCAUGUAGUUAAUUUACAUCCAAUAUAAGUAUAUUUAGGUAGAAUGUGAAAGGCGAUAAAGCGGCUUUUUCUUUGUAAAUGAAAUAGUGAAAAACUAUUAGUUUUAUUUAUACAACGUAAGGUCUAGGUGGAGUAACUUAUGUGUGUUGCUUGUUUGAUAAGUUGAGAAAUAAACGAUGGGAAAUAGAUUGUGAGUCGGUCUAUUGUUUUCUAGCAACCAAUUAAAUGAUUAGGGAAUAAAACAAUGAGAAAAAUAGAGAUCAAUGUAACAAGUUAAGUCCUUGUAAAUACGAUGCCUUUUAGUGAAGAAACCCCAUACUAAAUUGAAUUUGUUUUAGUUGAAUUAUUUAACUAGUUUUUUUAUGAAAUUGUGAUCCUUUUUAUAUAGUUUCGCAUUCUUAAUGGCGCAUCGAAAUUGAAACGUUUCUACUUUGUUAUAAUAUCAGAUUUGCCUAUGCUAAAUUUUAAAGUGGUUUGUAUUUAUUGAAAUGAGACAUUGUUUUCUAGAAAUACAAGUAUACAUUUAUAGUCAAUUA